Molecule: messenger RNA, 2926 nt
Organism: Cherax quadricarinatus
Lineage: Eukaryota; Metazoa; Arthropoda; Malacostraca; Decapoda; Parastacidae
Source: RefSeq, a predicted model, not a curated record
CAGCUGACUGGUCCAGCAACAGCUGGCUGGUCCAGCAACAGCUGACUGGUCCAGCAACAGCUGACCAUGGUGCAGCAACAGCUGACUGAUCCAGCAACAGCUGACUGGUCCAGCAACAGCUGACCAUGGUGCAGCAACAGCUGACUGGUCCAGCAACAGCUGACGGUGGUGCAGCAAAAACUGACUGCGGUAUAAUAGUAUUUCUCACCCUUUUUACCACAGGGCUGGCACUAGAAGCUUUCUUUGGGCCCAUGGUGGCUUAUUUAGCAGUUACAAGCACUAUAAACAAUGAAUACAAAAUGUAUCGAAUGUAUGCAUGCAACCGGCCACCCUGGCUUGUAAACAAUGACGGCAAGGCAGCUGAGGUGCUCAGGCUGGACGGACAGGUUUGGGAGGAAUCAUGAUGGGCGAGUUUUUUAUCGUUAAGCGGGCCAAAAUUUUUACACUCAAAUGCUUCGUUAGGUGGAUUUAACGUUAUGCGAUGUGUUCGUUAGGCGAGGGUCCACUGUAUUUCUCUAGAACUCCAUUUUUUCUAGCGAAUGAGUUCAAGAAACCACUCAUUUACCGAUUUCAACUAUCCAAUAAAGUGGUCAGAAUUUAGCAAUUUUGCCAAUUUCACACAAAUUUCAAAAGAUGCCAAUUUCCAAAUAGGGUCCAGGAUAAACAAGAAAGACAUACCUGGAACUGUACUGUAUUUUGUAAUAAACAAUAGAGGAAAUCAGCUCUUAUAUACAUUAUUUAGGUAUGCAUACUGGACAGAGAGCCCAUUUUAAGUCUGAGUUGUUGGUAAACGAGUAUGUCACUAAGUGAGGAGAGGCUGUAUAUACACAUGUAUAUGUACAGAAUACCACUGAGAAAAACAGUGAAAUUUUUAAGUGCUUUCAUGAUAUUUUACAUUAUCAAGGAACUAUAAAAAAAUAAAAGAGUAACAGUAAGGUACAUGAGGAUGAGACUACACUUCACGGCCACCUCAACAACACAAACACAUAGUGUUCGUGUGACUAUAACACUGUCCAUAUACUUUGCAUGUAGUUGGAUCAUCUAAGCUGAUAGGAGGAAUUUAUUUGCUCUCACAGUAUGAACUGACUGUGACCUGUGAUUGACCUGCGACCUAUUCUGGUAGUUUACCUAGUCCUGCACCCAGCCAGGGGCCAGUCUCAAUAAUGGCAUUAAAUAUUUAAUUAUGAUAUUUAUGGGGAAGCACUAAACCCAUAGGGGUUAUACAGUACAUGGGAAAUGGAAAACAAUCAGGUGUGAUCCAAGAAAGAGGAAAAUCCACUUCCUUGAAUUAAGAGCCCUUCACCAGCUUCAAGGCAUCUCCCUGGAGGGGAAUUCAGUGUUUCAACUAGGAAACCCACUUAGAAACACAAACACAGCAGCAGAGAGGGAUAUAUAAGGUGGUCAGUCCUUCAGUCUUGAAGUAGCAGUAAUUCUGAGGUGGUCAGUCCAUCAGCCUUGAAGUAAUUUUGAAUUUAUCAGUCUCUCAGCCCUGAAAGAAUAAUUUUGAGGUGGUCAGUCCCCUCAGCCUUGAAGUAAUUUCAAGGUUGUCAGUCCCUCAGCCUUGGAGGAAUAAUUUUGAGGUGGUCAAUCCCUCAGCCUUGAAGGAAUAAUUUUGAGGCAGUCAGUCUCUCAGCCUUGAAGGAAUAAUUUUGAGGUGGUCAGUCCCUCAGCCUUGAAGGAAUAAUUUUGAGGUGAUCAGUCCCUUAACCUUGAAGGAAUGAUUUUGAGGUAGUCAGUCCCUCAGCUUUAAAGAAUAAGUUUGAAGUGGUCAGUCCAUCAAUCUUGAUAAUUAUUCUGCUCCAUAGCCUCUGUUUAUUAAGGACCAACCACCUGGAUUUAUUACUUCACUGUGGAAGGACUGAGCGCCUUAAUGCACCAAACGAGUAUUCAUCAUGGUGGUUCACUGAGCAUUCUCCGAUUCCAGACUUGACCCAUGCCAGGACCCUCACCUGGUGAGGGAGACGACCUGGUGUUCAGUGGUGCUGGUUCUGGUUGUGACAUGGGUGAUGAAGAUGAGUGUAUACCUGUCUUUGAUACUGGCUCAGGCGAUGACCUUAUAACGCCUCUGUACAUCCCACCGACGCUGCCACCAAUGACCAAACCUUCACCCAAGCCACAUAUACCAGACCGCGAUGUUGGUAUUGGUGUUCGACCUUGUGACGAUGAGGAGGACUGUUGUACUGGGUCAGGCUCGGGAGAGUUCAGCACCGAAGGUGGAGUUAUUACUGAGAUUUAUAAUGGUGACGAUAUAGAUAUUGAAUUCCCUGCGAUUCAUCACCCCAUGGUUGCUCCAGGUGUGAUCCACUCUGAGGAGCACAACCCAUCUAGCAACGGUUCGGGACCUCCUAGGAAGGACCCUGGCUCUGGCCCUACCACCACCACCACAACCACCAAAACCACCACCCAGACGCCGAGGACACGACAACGACCCCAAACUACCAUGGCUACCCCCGUCGCCCCUCCCUCGCGACCGCAAGAACCUCCCUUCACGGUGACUGACUACGAACACGAGUACCCAUACCCAGAGGUGGAGUUCAACAACAACAAGAAAUCUAGUGUUAAAGAGGACCCGUUGGACCAGAUCCACAGUGAAGCUGCUGGGAAUGUCGCCCUUAUUAUCAGCAUUAUUGCAGGGGCCCUCAUCAUUGUUAUACUCAUCAUUCUACUUAUACUCAAAUUUAAGGGAUGCCAAGAUGGCACUUACAAAGUAGAUGAGAGUAAAAACUAUGAAGGCAUUCCUACCAUGCCGACUCCCAUGAUCAAUGGCCAGGGAAAUGGCACCAUAAAACCAGGUGAUCGAAGGCCUGUUUAAGAAACAAAGUAAGGAUAUCAAAGAGUGGCAUGUGUGAGUGUUAAACAUUUUUAUUGAGAGAAAAUUAUAUGUAAAGUCUCAAAAUUACGACUGUGAUCUCUAUUCUUUCUGCAA